Nerophis ophidion (straightnose pipefish) is the source of this 1440-nucleotide messenger RNA. RefSeq names its product 15-hydroxyprostaglandin dehydrogenase (gene hpgd). The record is from RefSeq and is a predicted model, not a curated record. The transcript has 7 exons. Gene Ontology annotation, cellular component: cytoplasm. Gene Ontology annotation, molecular function: oxidoreductase activity, acting on the CH-OH group of donors, NAD or NADP as acceptor. Bases 157 to 942 code for a protein of 261 amino acids. Lineage: Eukaryota; Metazoa; Chordata; Actinopteri; Syngnathiformes; Syngnathidae.
GAGAAGGGGGAGGGAAAGAAAGAGGAGGAGGACGACCCAACCAAAAGAGUUAAAGCACAGACCGGAGAACAAGCCUCCAAGUCAAAGGUGUGUGAGUCUUCCAGGGCGGCACACGGCAAGCAAGACAGUCCAAGGCAGACAUAGAGGUCUUGGAUCAUGUCUCUUUCUGGGAAGGUGGCUUUGGUGACCGGGGGUGCUCAGGGCAUUGGCAGGGCCGUGGUCCAGUCCCUCCUGCAGAGCUCAGCAAAGGUAUCUGUGGUCGACCUGAACAAGAUCUGUGGUGAGGAGUGCAAGUCACAGCUGGACGCUGAGUUUGGAGAGGGCAACAGCACUUUUAUUCAGUGUGAUGUGUCCGAUGGAGACUCACUGCGAGAUGCCUUCCGGAGCACGGUGGACCUGUUCGGUCGCCUGGACAUCGUCAUCAACAAUGCUGGAAUCAACAAUGAAAAGAACUGGCAGAAGACCAUACAAGUUAACCUGACCUCCGUAAUAAAUGGAACUUACUUAGCUCUGGAACACAUGAGUAAAGAGCACGGAAAGGAAGGAGGCACAAUAAUCAAUGUAUCUUCAAUGGCAGCCUUCCUCCACUCUCCUCACCAGCCGGUCUACACUGCCACCAAACACGGCGUGAUUGGCUUCACAAGAGUCAUGGCUGACGCAUCCUCCCAUAGCGACUACGGCGUCCGCAUCAACGUGCUGUGUCCGGCCUUCGUCGACACCCCUCUGCUGCACUCCGUAGAGCAGGAGGAAUACAUGGGGAAGUUUGUUAAGUUCAAGGACGAUUUCAAACGCAGCAUGAAUAAGUUUGGAGUGUUACAGCCGUCAUUCGUAGCUGAAGGCAUGAUGAGGCUGAUCUCCGACACCAGUCUAAACGGCGCAGUUAUGAAGAUCACGUGCGCCAAGGGCAUCCACUUUCACACCUACGAACCCAUGUCUGCUUGAGUACUGGCUAACGGACUCCACCCGAGCAGCCCCGUGACCUGACAGACAAGCAAAUUGUCAGCAUUUUGGACAAUAAGCAGGGGCGGUGUGAAGAGCAGAAUCCCCUACAACCCAUUAAGUUUAACAUUAAUUUAUGUAUUAAGAUGCUAAAGGAGUAAUUAUGUAAAUACAACUCUAUUACUAUGCUGGUGAAAGGAUAAUGCUAAAUAUGGACACCAAAAAAAACGCCAUUUUCAGUGUUUCCAUACAUCAGUUGAUCACGUUGCUUCUGUAAAUCAGUGUUAUUCUUAGUCACACUUAUUAUUUAAGAGCUGACUGGUAUUUUUCCAAAAAUGGAUCGUUUGUGUUUACAUAGACCCCGGGGGCCCAUGCAUCGACAUGCUGCAUACGACCCCUUUUUUCCACAAAGUUGAGGUGUAUUGGGAGGGAACUGUGGGUGUUUUGGAGACACUUGGAAGGGAUCCUGGGUGACUGUUUAAAUAAAGAAUUGUCAAACAA